AUGAAUUCUAAAAGCUCCUCCUAUUCUGCACCCAAAAGAGACUUCCUUGCGGCUGGCCAGGCUCUUGGCUUCGGAGCGUCGUCGAUACGCGAGUGCCGCUGCGCGCCAGGCGCCGCAAGGGGGGCCGGUUCCGCGGGCGGUGCCGGAGCUUGCGCGCCGCGCCAUCGCGGACGCGUGCGCCGUGGCUCCGUUUAUGAAAGGGAUUGUGUAUUCAUUCGCGCCGGGAGACUGCUUGAACGUGAAAUAUGCGAGUAGGAAUUUUUUCUCCAAAUAGUAGCCUGACGAUACUGCUAUGGUGCUAAGGACUCUUUUCGAUAUGGCCUGCGAGCUUUUAGUUCUGCGUCGAACAGGCACCAGCCAAC
Molecule: messenger RNA, 362 nt
Organism: Gryllus bimaculatus (two-spotted cricket)
Lineage: Eukaryota; Metazoa; Arthropoda; Insecta; Orthoptera; Gryllidae
Source: the annotation of a GenBank genome assembly